AUGCUGGACUUCAUUAAAAAGGAACCACUGGAUUCUUUGGCAUCUCCAGUUCGCUACAAGGCAAUUCUUGCCAUUAGACAUCUGAGCAAACUCAAACCAUCUUUGACCUUGAAGGAAAACCGUGAGCUCCUUCAUCAGUGUUUCAAAAGUUUGUUUCCCCUCCCUCCCCUGGAGAAGAUGAUGAAAGAGGAAGGUGAGACAGCAAAGGAUGCUCUGCCUAUACAGUCACUGUACGUAGAGUCCUUGGAAGCCCUUGGCAAGCUAAUGAAGACUUUGCUGGAGGAAGAACCAACCGCACACUGGUUCCAGGAAAUGUUUCAACUACUAGAGACAUGGCUCCAUUCAGAGAAGGAGUGGGAGAGAGAAAGGGCCUUGCAGGCCACCAUCCAGCUGCUGACUGCCUAUCAAGAGACAGUUCAUAGCACA
This is a messenger RNA of Caretta caretta (loggerhead turtle), 426 nucleotides long. Lineage: Eukaryota; Metazoa; Chordata; Testudines; Cheloniidae. The record is from RefSeq and is a predicted model, not a curated record.